AUGGCGACAUUUCACGCCCCUCCUUUCUUUCUUCCCCAUGUCUCGAUGAUUCCAGGUGCCGCAUGGCAUCUCACUCUCUCAACACCUGUCAAAAGCCACGUCAACUCUUCUCGUAAUGCAGCUGCUUUAGUCUGUCGGUUUACGUACAAUGAUAUUUUACUAGAAAAGCGUCUGAUUGCUCUCGAAGAGACUCGGAAGUCGGAAGAAAGAAGGCAACAAGAAGAAGUGAUGGUGGUUGGAGUGGACGAGAGCGAGCUCAGCUUGUACGCUCUCCAGUGGACCCUCGACUGCUUCUUCGCUCCUUUCGCUCCUCACUUCCCUUUCAAGCUCGUCGUCGUCCAUGCCAAGCCCAGCCCCGCCUCUGUUAUCGGCGUCGCCGGUCCCAGAGUAAUAAAGGUCUUGCCGAUAGUCGAUGCCGACUUGAGGAAAAUAGCCGCUUGGGUCACUCAAAAGGCCAAGGACAUUUGUGACAGCAGAUCGGUUCACGAUGUAACUUUCCAAGUGAUGGAGGGCGAUGCUAGGAGCGUUCUCUGCGAUGCCGUGGAAAAGCAUCAUGCUUCAGUACUAGUCGUUGGGAGUCACGGCCAUGGAGCUAUGAAAAGGGCUGUUUCGGGUAGCGUCAGCGACUACUGCUCUCAUCACGCUCAUUGCACCGUGCUGAUCGUGAAGAGGCCAAAAAUCGAAAGCUAAUAAACCCUUCCGAGAAUAGCAGUUGUGUAAAUCAUAGAUCAUCAUGGAGUGUGUACACAUAAUGACACCAACAAAUGGCUUUCCUCUCUCUGAUAGACUUGGUUGCAUUCUGUUCGUGCAUACAAGGUGACUAGACUUGCACUGUUAUUACCAGUUCUGUCUCUUCGUGGCCUAUAUGUUCUCGAGCUUGUUCAUUAAGCCUUCAAUUGACCUUUAGUUAUGUCGCAUUUGCGAUGAAUGGUAAA
Molecule: messenger RNA, 935 nt
Organism: Syzygium oleosum
Lineage: Eukaryota; Viridiplantae; Streptophyta; Magnoliopsida; Myrtales; Myrtaceae
Exons: 5
Coding region: 1-690 (229 amino acids)
Source: RefSeq, a predicted model, not a curated record